Molecule: messenger RNA, 660 nt
Organism: Cutaneotrichosporon cavernicola
Lineage: Eukaryota; Fungi; Basidiomycota; Tremellomycetes; Trichosporonales; Trichosporonaceae
Exons: 3
Coding region: 1-660 (219 amino acids)
Biological process (GO): protein depalmitoylation
Cellular component (GO): cytoplasm
Molecular function (GO): carboxylic ester hydrolase activity; palmitoyl-(protein) hydrolase activity
Source: RefSeq, a predicted model, not a curated record
AUGUCCGAAACGACUCUCAACCUCAAGCCCGCGACGGUGACGACGGCAGGUCCCCGGCCAGCUCCCAAAGCGUCCGACCUCGCCCCAUUGCAGUUCGAGUACACCCCGAGCCGGGAUGGAAGCGACGCCAACCUCCUCAUCAUGUUUCACGGGAUGGGAGAUACCAAGGCCGCGUUUGCUGGUCUCGGGCGCCAGCUCAACCUCCCCGCCACAGCCGUGUUGAGUCUCCAGGCUCCACUUGCUAUCCCGCUCAUGGACCCGCCAGCGUGGACGUGGUUCAACGCCUUUGAUCCACUCUUCAACCCGCUCCCGAACCCCGACCCAUCGCCGACGCUGCCACCACUCCGCGCGCUCCUCUCCAAGCUCGUGACGCUAGGUUGGGCCCUCGAGGACAUUCACCUCUUCGGGUGGCAGCAGGGCGGCACGAUGGCCCUCGAGCUCGCGCUCUCCGUCGGGCGUGAGAGUUUGACCGUCUCAAACGAGGUCAAUGGGAAGCGCCUCGGCUCGGUCGUGAGCGUGUGUGGCAAGCUCGAGUCGUUCCCUUCCGCCCCAGUGCAUGCCGCAACACCUGUGCUGUGGUUCACCCGCUCGACUGGUGCCGCGGCACAGAAGAUGGAAACGACGCUGCGUCGAGCCUUCACCACGCUCGAGGUUGAGUAG